UUUUCCUCCCAUAUAUAAAUUUCAAGCAACACAUCUGUUGAUUCAUAGCAAUGAUAUCACAUACACACACAUACAAAGACUACGUUAUUGCAUCAUAUGGGUUCCAUAGUAGAAAUGGAAAAGCCACAUGCCAUAUGCAUCCCCUUCCCAGCACAAGGCCAUGUAAACCCCAUGAUGAAAUUUGCUAAGCUCCUUCACUUGAAGGGAUUCCACAUCUCCUUCGUAAACACCCACUUCAACAAUAAGCGCUUGCUCCGAUCCCAAGGUCCCUCCGCCCUCGACGGCCUUCCAGACUUCCGUUUCUACUCCAUUCCUGAUGGCCUCCCACCAUCUGAUGCCGAUUCCACCCAGUCAAUCCCAGACCUUUGUGAAUCACUUCCUAAGCACAGCUUGGAACCUUUCUGUGAGCUUAUUACAAGGCUUAAAGGCGCCUCGGACGUGCCGCCAGUGAGCUGUAUUGUUUUGGAUGGGGUCAUCAGUUUUACUCUUAAAGCUGCCGAAACAUUUGGGUUGCCAAGUGUAGUCUUUUGGACCACGAGUGCUUGUGGGCUUUUGACUUAUAGUCAUUAUCGUGAUCUUGUUCAAAAGGGGUAUACUCCUCUCAAAGAUAUGAGUUAUGUAACAAAUGGGUAUCUAGAAACAAGCUUGGAUUGGAUUCCGGGGAUGAACAACAUCCGGCUAAGGGAUUUCCCAAGCUUCGUUCGAACCACAGACAAAAACGACAUCAUGCUCAACUAUCUCAUGAAUGAAGUUGAGGCUCUACCGAGAGGCUCAGCUGUUGUGCUCAACACAUUUGAUGCCUUGGAACAUGACAGUGUUAAACCUUUAAAUGCAUUGAACCCCAGAAUUUUCACCUUGGGCCCACUACACCUGAUGGAACAACAUCUUCAAGAUGAACGGGUCAAGCAACUUGGGUCUAGUCUUUGGAAAGAAGACGUGAGUUGCAUCCAUUGGCUUGAUACAAAGGACCCUGGCUCAGUUGUUUUCGUGAACUUUGGAAGUAUUGCAGUCAUGACAAAGGAACAACUAAUUGAGUUCGGGUGGGGACUCGCUAAUAGCAAGAAGAAUUUCUUAUGGAUAGCCAGGCCGGACAUUGUUGGCAGCACUGAGGCAGGGAUGUCACCAGAGUUCCUAGUUGAGACUAAGGGUAGAGGCAUGAUCACUAGUUGGUGUCCUCAAGAACAGGUUCUCAAGCACCCUGCAAUUGGAGGAUUCUUGAUACACAGUGGAUGGAACUCGACACUUGAGAGUAUUAGCAGUGGUGUUCCGGUCCUUUGUUGGCCAUUUUUUGCAGAACAACAAACAAAUUGUCGGUAUAGUUGUGUAGAGUGGGGGAUUGGAAUGGAAAUCGAUACUAAUGUCAAGAGAGAGGAGGUGGAGGCUCAAGUGCGGGAGAUCAUAGAUGGGACGAAAGGAAAGAUGAUGAAAGCUAAAGCUUUGGAGUUGAAGAAGAAAGCUAAAGAAGCAGUCACCAUUGGUGGAUCGUCUUAUCUCAACUUUGACAAAUUAGUUACCGAAAUUCUGUUAAAAAAGUGAAGUUAUAAUUUAUAUGUAUAUUUUCUACCUGCAGGCUACAGAUAAACAUUCUAUUGUCCAGAGUUUAAUUCUUUGCACUCUCAAUAUCAUUCAUAUUCUAUAA
Molecule: messenger RNA, 1639 nt
Organism: Helianthus annuus (common sunflower)
Lineage: Eukaryota; Viridiplantae; Streptophyta; Magnoliopsida; Asterales; Asteraceae
Product: UDP-glycosyltransferase 85A8
Exons: 3
Coding region: 97-1536 (479 amino acids)
Molecular function (GO): UDP-glycosyltransferase activity
Source: RefSeq, a predicted model, not a curated record